AUGUCGACCACGACGUUCGCCCCUCCCCUCGCGAUAUCCUCCGCACGCCGCGCGUCGCGCGCGCGCUUCGCGUCGUCGUCGCGUCAUCUCGCCGCGCGCGCGAGCGCGGCGCCCGAGAUCGAGCCCCCGCGCCCGGCGCACGCGUCGUCGUCCACGACACGUCGCUCCUUCUUCGGCGCCGCGCUCGCGGCGACGCUGUCGACGUUCUUCGUCGACGCCGCGUCCGCGGCUUCCUCCGCGACGACGACGUCGUCGUCCGAGGCCGCCGCGGAGGCGGUCGCCGCGCGCGCCGUCGGCGGCGGCGGCGGCGUCGAGCUGUUCGCCGUCGCGGAGGCCGCGCCCGGGACGGAGAUUUACUUCGGAAACGGGUGCUUCUGGGGCCGACAGCACGAGUUCGUGGAGGCGGAGCGUCGACGCGGCCGAAGCGACGCGGAGGUCACCUCCCUCGUCGGAUACGCGGGCGGGUACUCCACGAAAGGUCCGGACGGGAAGGUGUGCUACUACUACGGCGCCCCCGACACGGUGUACGAGCGACUCGGCCACGGCGAGGUCGUCCGGACGAGGCUCAGCGACGACGGCGACGCCGCCGUGGAGGACCUGCGCGAGUUCGCAAAGACGUACUUCGCCAACUUCCGCAAGAUUCGCGGGUUCGGCAUGCAGCGCCUGGACCCGCAAGACGCGGGACCGGGGUACCGCAACAUGAUCGGCCUCCCCGGCGGCGCGGACUCGCCGCUGAUGCGAGUCAUCGAAGAAGAGAACGUCAACGGGAUGAAGCUCGUGCGAGGCGAUGGGAACAAGAUGUCCGGGAAAGACGCGAGCGAGGACGACGUCUUCAACGCGGUUUGGAUCUACGACUCCGCCGCGCUGCCGUUUUACCGAGCCGAGGUGUAUCACCAGUUCCACGACGGCUUGGGCUACAAGUUCCCGGAGGAGUACACCGUCGGGUUGAAGAAAGACGCGCUGAAGCGAGGGCUGAUCGCGCCGACGGGGUGCCCGGAGAUGCUUGAGAGAGCGUUCGCGGAGUUUGAUCAGAUCGCGUCGUGAAUAAAGAAGGACGGAGGAGCGAGCGAGCGAGCGAACCUGAGGUGCGUUCUAUCUCACACUGGUCCCCAUACGACCGCGUUGGCGAUGUGGACGCCGAUCCUUAAGGACUUUGCCCGUCGCAUCUCUCCGAGCGGCGGAGGGUCGAUCGAUCGAUCGGUUCGCGCCUACGGGCGAGCGAACGCCGAAAACGCGGAGGCGUCGUCGGUCGGCGGAUAGCACGCCGCGUUUACAUUCGAUCGUUCGUUGCUAC
Micromonas pusilla CCMP1545 is the source of this 1294-nucleotide messenger RNA. RefSeq lists its product as uncharacterized. Gene Ontology annotation, molecular function: peptide-methionine (S)-S-oxide reductase activity. The transcript is spliced from 2 exons. The record is from RefSeq and is a predicted model, not a curated record. Lineage: Eukaryota; Viridiplantae; Chlorophyta; Mamiellophyceae; Mamiellales; Mamiellaceae. Bases 1 to 1044 code for a protein of 347 amino acids.